AUGACCGAGCAGCUCCUUCACCUGCCCGAGGUCGAGAGGCUCAGCCCCGCUUGCAUCCGCAUCCUCGGCGGCAAUCCGGGCAAGUUCACCCUGCAGGGCACCAACACAUAUCUGGUAGGGACCGGUUCCAAGAGGUUGCUCGUCGACACGGGCGAGGGCAAGCCUUCGUGGAUUGCCGCCUUGAAGCGGACCCUCGAGUCGGAGAGGGCUACUAUACAGAGCGCUCUCAUCACCCACUGGCACCCUGACCACGUCGGCGGGAUCGCCCAGCUCUUAGAGCUUUCGCCUCAGACCACUGUCUAUAAGCACGAUCCCGCCCAGGGUCAGCUCGACAUCGUGGAAGCGCAAGAAUUCGAGGUUGAAGGAGCCACCUUGACGGCUCUGCAUGCGCCGGGCCAUACCACAGACCAUAUGGUAUUCGUUUUGCGCCAGGAAGAUGCCCUUUUCACCGGCGACAACGUCUUGGGUCAGGGCACCGCCGUCUUCGAGGAUCUCGGUACCUAUCUCAAGAGCCUAGCCAAGAUGGAAGAGCUGGUGUCGGGCCGGGCGUACCCGGGACACGGCCCCGUCUUACCGCAGGCACGUGUCACGAUUGCUCACUACAUCUCUCAUAGGCAUCAGAGAGAGGUGCAGGUGUUACAGACCCUAGGCUCGGCUAGAGAGACCGACCUCUGGACCGUGAUGGAGCUGGUGAAGGUGAUUUACCGCGACGUCCCGGAAAAUCUUCACCUGCCCGCCGCGAAUGGGCUAAUCCAGGUCUUGCGGAAGCUCUACGACGAAGAUAGGGUCGUGCAAGAGGGUGGCGAUAAGUGGCGCCUCAACGACCGGUCAAGCUUAUGA
This is a messenger RNA of Durotheca rogersii, 840 nucleotides long. RefSeq names its product Metallo-hydrolase/oxidoreductase. The transcript has a single exon. Gene Ontology annotation, biological process: secondary metabolite biosynthetic process. The record is from RefSeq and is a predicted model, not a curated record. NCBI's taxonomy places the organism in Eukaryota, Fungi, Ascomycota, Sordariomycetes, Xylariales, Xylariaceae. Bases 1 to 840 code for a protein of 279 amino acids.